Messenger RNA from Paramisgurnus dabryanus, 984 nucleotides. The record is from RefSeq and is a predicted model, not a curated record. Lineage: Eukaryota; Metazoa; Chordata; Actinopteri; Cypriniformes; Cobitidae.
AUGAAGGUGGAGGGAGAGAUGGGGAGCGGUGGCGCAGCGGUGUCCGGUGCGCGCGGUGGCAACGACUGCUGUAUAACCCGACUGCUGAACGUCGUAGAGAGCGAGUUACAGGCCGGGAGGGAGAAAGGAGAUCCUACUGAAAAACAACUUAAAGUUGCGCUGGAGGAUGCUGAACUCUGGAGGAAAUUCAAAGAAGUCACGAAUGAGAUGAUUGUGACCAAGAACGGCAGGAGGAUGUUCCCAGUCCUGAAGGUCAGUGUUACUGGUCUAGAUCCUAAUGCAAUGUACUCCUUCCUCUUGGACUUCAGUCCUGCAGAUGGGCACCGAUGGAAGUACGUAAACGGCGAGUGGGUACCUGCGGGCAAACCCGAACCUCACAGCCACAGCUGUGUGUACAUCCACCCCGACUCCCCCAACUUCGGUGCGCACUGGAUGAAGGCUCCAGUGUCAUUCAGCAAAGUCAAACUCACCAACAAACUCAGUGGAGGUGGCCAGAUUAUGCUGAAUUCUCUUCACAAGUAUGAGCCACAAAUUCACAUUGUUCGCGUGGGAGGAAACCACAGAAUGGUGACCAACAUCUCUUUCCCAGACACGCAGUUCAUCGCUGUAACUGCCUACCAGAAUGAAGAGAUAACCGCACUGAAGAUAAAACACAACCCUUUUGCGAAAGCGUUCCUUGAUGCUAAGGAAAGAAGCCAUCCUAAGAAUCUAGAACCUCAAGGCGAAAACCCGCACAUGGGCAUACCACACUGUGGAUGGUUCAUAUCAAACCCAGAGACGCUGUGCUCUGCUGGUGGUGGCAACUUUCCAUACGCUGGGGGUUUACCGCUAACCCCCCACCAUGGGUACAAACCCUACCCGAGUCUGCAUGGGCACCGAGCAGCACCGUACCCAUCACCCUAUCUGCCUCGCCACCAUCAUCACUGUUCUCAACACUCAGGUAGCAGUUUUAACAUUGCAUUUGCAAUAGUGGUAAAGCUUUAG